This is a messenger RNA of Mesorhabditis spiculigera, 384 nucleotides long. NCBI's taxonomy places the organism in Eukaryota, Metazoa, Nematoda, Chromadorea, Rhabditida, Rhabditidae. The record is from the annotation of a GenBank genome assembly.
AUGGACAAGUUGGAGAAGUACUACACGGAUUUCGUGCGUCCCCCGCUCGCGCCCAUCUACCGGCCCACCGCCGAGGAGUUCACCGAUCCGAUCGCAUACGUGGCCAAAAUCAAGCCGGAAGCCGAGAAGUAUGGUGUGGUGAAGAUUGUGCCCCCAUCGAAUUUCGUGCUAACAUUUGCGAUCAAUGGGUCGACGUUCGAGACCACGCCGCGCGCCCAAAAGCUCAACGAGAUCGGGGCGUCGAUUGGCGAGAAGAUUGCCUUCCUCGAAAAACUGCCAAUUUCUGGCGCCUUCAGGGUAUCGAUCUGGACAUUGUCAUCAUCGAGAAGAUCUACAUCGAUCUGUACCGCCUUCACACUGUUUGUACUUUAUCUCGGGACAAAA